AUGAGCACCGCCAGGCAACUCCAGAUUCAUACGAGGUCACACCAGAACGUUCUCUUGAAAGCGAAUCGACGAACGAGACCUUUCGUCGCCGUGGUGCAAGCCAGAAGUCAUGCGCAUCCGCAGAAAGGUUCCUCUCGUGAGGAGCCAACCCGCCGUGAUGCGUUGCUCUCGCUCUUGAGCAUCCCACUGACAGCAGCGCAACUUGGAUCUGCAGUAGCUCCAGCGCUAGCGUUCACUGCACCGCCGCCCGGCUACCGAUUGCUCGUCGAUAAGCUGGAUGGAUACAGUUUCAUCUGUCCAGAGAACUGGAUUGCUGUAACAUCUUCAGGAAACGACAUCUUUCUUCGUAACCCGCGGAUCGUGGAGGAAAAUCUUUUUGUGGACAUUACGUCCCCGUCAUCCUCGCGGUUUAAGUCUGUCGGCGAUCUGGGCACACCGGACGAAGCGGCAAAGCGUCUGCUAGACCAAUAUCUCACCAAGGAGUUCAUGUCGACCCGUCUGGGCAUCUCUCGUUACGGGGAGAUUGUCUCGGCGUCCAGCCGCGUUGCAGAUGACGGUCAAACCUACUAUGAUAUCGCCAUUCGCAUGACGUCAUAUGGCAGUAGGAACGCUUACGCAGCAACGCGCGCGGAGGUUUUGCGGGAUUACUCCCUGGAGUGGGACCGCACCCUCAGCACCGUACUGGGAGUGGCAAACAACCGCCUCUACACUCUGCGCCUGCAGACAGCUUCGCCCGACUAUGACCGGAACAAGCCCACGCUAGCCGCCAUCAUGGAGUCCUUCCGCUGCCGGGAGGUCGACGUAUGA
This is a messenger RNA of Volvox carteri f. nagariensis, 807 nucleotides long. RefSeq lists its product as uncharacterized. Gene Ontology annotation, biological process: photosynthesis. The transcript has 2 exons. The record is from RefSeq and is a predicted model, not a curated record. Gene Ontology annotation, molecular function: calcium ion binding. NCBI's taxonomy places the organism in Eukaryota, Viridiplantae, Chlorophyta, Chlorophyceae, Chlamydomonadales, Volvocaceae. Gene Ontology annotation, cellular component: extrinsic component of membrane; photosystem II; photosystem II oxygen evolving complex. The coding region runs from base 1 to 807 and encodes 268 amino acids.